This is a messenger RNA of Cicer arietinum (chickpea), 1183 nucleotides long. RefSeq lists its product as uncharacterized. The record is from RefSeq and is a predicted model, not a curated record. Lineage: Eukaryota; Viridiplantae; Streptophyta; Magnoliopsida; Fabales; Fabaceae.
CAUAGCUUCAUUCAUAAUCCAACAUUUUCUUUUUCUCCGUUUUAAUCAGAUUUAGCUCUCACAUCCUCGCAUUUUACAAUAGAUUUUCUCCAAAUUUUCGGUAAUGUGGUGACCCUUUUGAAUUCCCUAUCAGAAUUCGCAAUUGGGGUUCCACUUCAUAGAUCCUACCCAUAAAAGUCUCAAUUUUUUUUUUCUGUUGGGAAUAAUGGAAAGUUUCAGCGCCGAAGAUCUGUCGACAAUCGGAGGAAUCGCGACCGUAUCGAUACUCCAUUCAUUCAUUCCAACACAUUGGCUUCCUUUCUCCAUAGUGGGUCGUGCUCAGAAAUGGACCCUCUCCAGAACCCUCCUUGUUACUGCAUUUGGAGCAAUUUUGCAUGUCAUAUCCACUUCGCUUCUCGGUAUAACAGCAAUUACCAUGGCAAACACCAUAGCUGGUGAAGAAACAGUGCAUAAGCUUGCUUCACUUUUGCUCGUAUUUCUCGGUGGUAUGUAUAUUAUAUUGUUUGUUAUGGGAAAGGGUGGCCAUAGUCAUUCGCACAACCAACCCAUGGAGAAAAUGGCUGUAGCUGGGCUUAUUCUUGUUCCUGCAUUGUCUCCUUGUGCUACAACGCUUCCAGUAUUUCUUGCUGUUGGAAAUUCAUCUUCCAUGAUGGUUCUUGCCAUCAUAGUGCUCCUAUUCAGCACAAUUUCUGUGAUGACUUCACUAGUAGCAUUGUCAUUUUAUGGUGCCAGUCAGUUGAAGUUUCAUUGGGUCGAGCGAUACGACAAACUUCUUGUUGGUUCAGUACUGUGUUUAGUAGGAUUGUUGACCCUAAUUUUUCAUGAUCAUGAACAUGAUCAUAGUCUUAAUCAUGGAGAAGUAGCUUCAGUUGGAGAGCACUUGCAUAGAAAGAUUAUCUCCUUAUGAAAGUAUAUAAAUAUCCUGUAAUUUGACACUUUUGAGGAUUGUCACGGUAUUGUUUCUAUUUUGUAUGAUGCAAAAUGUUGUUACUUAGAGAAUGGGCAUGUUGGUCUAGUUAAACUUGUGUGGAGUACACUGAGUUUACCAUGUGAAGAUAAUGAAUAUUGAAAUUAAUGUGGUUGUAGGUAGAACUGUCCCUGAUAAUUUUGGUGGCAUGUGGGAAGUUUGAACUUAAUGUCUUAUUUUUUUUGUAUACAUGUUCUUUAUUCUUUUUAUAAGUCA